Messenger RNA from Blepharisma stoltei, 2291 nucleotides. Lineage: Eukaryota; Ciliophora; Heterotrichea; Heterotrichida; Blepharismidae. The record is from the annotation of a GenBank genome assembly.
AUGGGGCCAAAAGAAGCCACUCAAAUGCACACUCAUCAUGGAUUAGUCUCCACAAGCCAGAAAACAAAAACCCGUCGAUCCUCCGCCUUAAUCGACAAAUCUAAGACGCUUCGCAUACAAGUUGACUCUGAAUCAUUUUCAAUUUUUGUACCUGACGAGUCACUUACAAGCGGUUGAUUGCUCUCAGAAGUUAUUAGACUUUCUGAUCGACCUGAUAUUGUAAGUUUCCGCACUCAAAUUUGUUCAGAUAUUUUGGAUUAUUCUUUAACGCUUUAUGAUCGCUCAUUAUCACGAUUUAAAGACAAUGAAGACCUGAUUGCAAUUUUUUCUCAACAAGUUACUGACGAAGUUUGUUGCAGUCAUUUUACCCCUAUAAAAGUUAUAGGAAAAGGAGGGUUUUCUACAGUCAGCCAAGUCAGGAAAAAAGAUACCGGGCAACUUUAUGCGGUAAAAACAAUGGACAAAGAAUUCGUGAAAGGCGAAGACAAGGUAAAUCAAAUAUUGACAGAAAAAGAUAUCAUGACUAAAGUCAAUCAUCCCUUUAUUGUAAAAAUGCAUUGGGCCUUUCAGACACAAAAAAAGUUGCAUUUAGUAUUGGACUUUUGCCCAGGAGGUGAACUGUUCUUUCACUUGCAUAUAUAAAAUGGAGACCUAAGAGAAUCAACCUCUUGAAGCAAUUUUCUCAAACUUAUGGCCAAGGCAAAUUGGGCGAGAAACCAGACGAGAUUGGGGUCUGAUAUAGCUUUAUGAUAUCCUGGUAGGUUUUGGCUCAGUUCCUAUUGUUGGAAAUGGGUAGCCUGGCAGUGCCCUUCAGGAUCCUUAAGGUAGACCUUCGCCACGAUAGCAUGGGUUGCAGCCUUGGGCUAGGAAUUAAGCUUUUUUUUGUCUGUAGUUGCCAAGGUAGACACCAACACUGUAGGCUCCAGAUUUCUGAAUCAAGCUGCUUUCCAACGAGCCAGAGCAGGGACUCAGAAGUCUAGUGUCUGCCUUAAUUUGGCAAGGAGGAGUGUAACUCCCUCGUGCACACUUAAUAGCAAAAAUACGAUUCUAGAGAACAAGAAAAUUACUUGAAACUCGCUGGUCGUCAUCAAUUCGAUCACGUUUAGGCGUAGACGUCGCAAAGUGGAUGAAUCCUUCAGAACCUAGGUGACUGAGUAGCAAAUACUACGCAUCUGCUAAUUAAGAUAAGGCUCUUUCAUUUGCAUAACUUAGGGAGGUUUACGGAAGAACAAGCCAAGUUUUACUUUGGGGAAAUUUUGCUGGGGUUGGAGCAUUUGCAUGAUAAUGGGGUUAUAUAUAGAGACUUAAAGCCUGAAAAUAUUUUAUUAGAUAUUGAUGGACACAUAAGGCUAACUGACUUUGGUCUUUCAAAGCAAAAUCUUAGCCACCACCAAAAAACUUAUAGUUUUUGUGGAUCUCCUGAGUACAUGAGCCCAGAAAUGCUUAACAACCAAGGCCACACCCGCUCAGUUGACUUCUACAGCUUAGGCGCUUUGCUUUACGAAAUGCUCACAGGUCUCUCAGCUUUUUACGACUCCAACCGUUCUCGUAUGUACUGGAAAAUCCUCAACGAAGACCUUCCAGUCCCUAAUUUUCUUUCAAAAAACGCCAAAUCCCUCUUGCAAGGCUUGAUGGAAAAAAAUCCUGACCUUCGUCUGGGUAAUGAAAAUGGCUUUAAAGACAUAAAAGAUCAUCCAUGGUGUCACAAUAUUCAAUGGGAUAAGCUUUUCAAUAAGCUAAAACUGCCUCCAUUUCGUCCAGCAGUGAGGGCUUCAAACUUUGACCCUGAGUAUACAUGCCUUUCUGUUGACUCAGACUUUCUUGAUGGAAACCCUAAUGUCGUUGAUGAAAUUUUUGAUGGUUUUGACUAUUCUCGCCCACCAUAUGAAGAUGAAGAAAAGACACCUGAAAAAUAUGCGUUUUGUGAUAUUUCGUCGAUAUCAACUGCAACAAGUAAGUCUGCAGGUGUUAUUAAUACCAGCAACAUGAGCCAAAGUGAUAUAAAUAAUCAUAAACGGCAAAACUCAAGAGCUCUUACAACCCAGGAAAUUAGCAUGUUAUCCAACCUCUCUCUAACUGAAAACAGCCUUUUCUCUCUUAAGGACAUCGCAACGAAAAAGCCAAGACUUAUAAAUACAAACCCUUUCCCUAUAAAUGCAACCCCAGCCAGAAAGAUUCGUAGAACGAGUGAAGCAGCUCAAGAAGGCGCAAAUUUCGUAGGCGGAAUUAUGAUAAACAUCCCUUCCUUAACUGAAAGAGAGGAAGAGUACUUAUCUUCACAAGAAGAUUAA